This is a messenger RNA of Mytilus trossulus (common blue mussel), 2584 nucleotides long. RefSeq lists its product as uncharacterized. Lineage: Eukaryota; Metazoa; Mollusca; Bivalvia; Mytilida; Mytilidae. The record is from RefSeq and is a predicted model, not a curated record. The transcript is spliced from 12 exons. Bases 137 to 2584 code for a protein of 815 amino acids.
GUGACAUAUCGAAAUGGAGGCUUGCUACUUUCACUUUGUACAAGAUGGCGUUCACAAGGAAUAUACGAAUUUCAUGAAUAUAUAUUUUACACUGUAAAACUAAUAUGUGACAGUUAGAAAGUGAUGGUUUUGCUAAAUGAGUGACGAUUUAUUUACCAGCAACGCAAUGUCAGAUCCUAAUCAAGAUCCAACUGAGAGAUUCCUGCAAAAGACAAUUAAAUUAAAAAAAAGAAGUCUUAAGCCAUAUGAAAAAAUAUGUGUUAAGAAGAAUGAAUUUCGCUAUGAUGUUCCCAUUCAGCCUUCAAUUCCUCCAGGACAGCCUACUGUGUGCUAUAACAGGAUCAAUACCAUACAGACAGACCACCAAGGACAACCCACACUGAAUGUAAGUUCAGAGUUGGCAGAACCUGCAAGAGAGACUUUAUCAAGCAGACAAGAUGUUGGCAAUAACUAUGAAACAUCUGAACCAGGGUUUUCUGAAGGAAAUAAGAAUGGUACCUUCCUUAGUCCAGUUGAAUUAUACGUGCAGUCCUUAAAAUUGGAUAAGGGGAUUUCCAUAUUUCCAGGUGUAAAUGGACCAGGAAAUGUACUAGUUGCAAAAGACUUUUCAGUUGAAAAGCAAAAACUACAGAAGGAUAAGUGGAUACUAAUUGAGAGGAAACCUGUAUCUUUUGAAAAUGACCAGUUUUGUUGGGUUCACUGGUGUAGCUGUAAUGCUGUGACAUCAAGACAAGUGUCCCUCUUAGAUUCUUAUAUUAACACUUCUGAAGAAGAUUUUUUGGAACAGUAUCCUGAUUGUUUACACCUAAGAGCUUCCCGAAAACUGUUUGAAAAAUAUGACCUUGAUAAUUCUAUUGUGCCUACACCUGAUAUGAACUGCAGAUCUGAACAAGAACAAGAUCAUGACACCUAUCAGACAAGGAAUAUGAUUUAUGAAAUCACGGACACCAACAUUUUGUGCUGUUAUUCUGAAGAGUUGAAGCGAUUUGGGUUAGUGGAGUGGAAGAACCAUAGAUUCAGCUGUUUGACAUGCAAAAAAAUAAAUUGCCAACAUUCAAAUUUAAUAACUCGUCUGAAGCAAUCUGGAAAUUUUGAAGAUAACAUAAAUAUAAGAAACUUUAUAGAAGAUCUUACUGAAGAACAUGAGCAGAGCAAAGGCUACAAGCCGAAAUUGUUGUCUUACAAACGCAUUCCAUACAAUUUAAAUGAUGAAUUGGCAGAGGCACUUCAUCGAUUGAAGAAUAUAAAAAGUAAUGUAUCCGAACUUAUUCCUGAAGAGGCUAUGUGCAGGCAUUGUGGCAAUGAACUCAACAGUGCUGAUCCCAUUGAAAAUGGUUGGGUUGCAUACGAAAGUGUGCCAAUUAUAACCAAUACAGACAUUAGUUAUGCUAAAGCUUACUAUCGACCCUGUACAUUUUGUGACAGCAUCUCAUUUUUUGAGGGACAAUCAAUCUGCUUAUUGAAUUGUGGUAGAUAUUUAGUAGGAUAUGAUGUUCUCCUGAGGUACAUGCAUGGUUUUUUACAUGGAAGGAGUCCUUUACAUACAUUUUAUGAAAGAUUCUGUGAUCUUCAUAUUAAUUACCGAAAUUCAGCAAUUAGAGAUGUGUUUUCAUACCAACAUCUGCGGCAUGCAUGGUUGCAUUUCCUGAGUCUCCUUGAUAUAGAUUUUACAGAAGGUUUUUCGUGCCCAGACUGUGGAGGUGAUGAUGGGGCAGCCCCAUCAAUGCUCAUUUGUGAUGGAACAUCGCUGUCUUUUCAGAGACGAAUGUGGCAGUGGGAUGAUCUAAAAGAUGAACCUGUUAAACAGCUUAAUAGAUCGAGUUUCCAUGAAAAAAUAUUUAUACCAGAUUUGAGCACAAGAAAAUUACUGCAUAGACUUGCUGCUGGUGGGAAAUAUAUCAGGGGAAAGACUGUGAAGCCUUUGGAUAAAAAGGAAAAGGAGAAUUUAUUUCAAAAUAUAAAGGAAGUCUCCUUGCCAUUAUCCAAUCUUUUGACAGAAAUAGAAUGUGAUCCUGGUUCCAUUGCAGCAUACAGAAAACUCAUUCUGUCACUUGCCUCACCAUCUCCAGUAUGCAGUUACAUUCAUCCUACAACAGAGGUACAAGACCUACUAUCUGAGAUUUUUAAAGAGAUUGAUGUUCGCAAAAACCCUAUCUUGGUUGAAAAAAUUCAUAAAUUUAUUCCCAUUAUCUUUGAUGUUUUGGAGAAUAAAUCUAUAGCUGGAAGCUUGAAACUACUAUUAAAAGAGAUGUGGAAUAUUGCUAUAGACCCCUUUGUCGACUCCAUUCCUGAUCAAGAAUCCGAGGAGGAAAUAAGAAAUGAAGAAAUGGCAUUUUUUCCGUCUCUUCCAAAAAUUCGGAACAGAGGAGUGUUUGAGCAAGAUAAGAAGAACACAAGAAACAAAAGAAAAUUGGAGACAUGUUCAAAAACAUAUCGUGGACACCCUAGUCUUCUUCCUGGGAUUUUUACCAUAUUUUGUCCACAUGGAGUGUGUUAUGGCUUCCAGGUUAUGCAAACAAAUGAGUCACCAGAUGUUCCUUUUACCAUUUUUCGAACAAGAUUCAAGACUGGCAAGUAUUUUUAA